UAUGAUAGAGAUAGAGGAUGAUUCUAGAAUGAGUGGUGAGGUGGUUGACGAGGACAGAAAGGUAGCUGCAUUUCAUUAACCUUUCCCUUUCCUCCUCCGAUUCCGAUACAGCCAUGGGUGGAGGCAAUGGCCAGAAGGCCAAGAUGGCUCGUGAGAAAAACAUGGACAAGAAUAAACCUCCUAAAGGAAGCCAGUUAGAGUCCAACAAGAAGGCCAUGAACAUCCAGUGCAAGGUGUGCAUGCAGACAUUCAUAUGUACCACAUCUGAGGUUAAGUGUCGGGAACAUGCUGAAGCCAAGCAUCCCAAGGCUCAUGUCUAUGCUUGCUUUCCACAUCUUAAAAACUGACUAUGCCUAUGUAUUCUACUUUGCGUUCGCCAACUCUACUUGGUUGAUGAAACUAUCUAUCAAAAAUUCCUUAAUGUGUUCACUACGAACUUGAUUUGGAAUUAUGAACUUGUGUGCUUACUGGGUGGGAUGGAAAAAGGAAUAUAUGUUGUGUAAUUGUCAAUGACACAAUUCUUUUUCAUUUUUUUCUAAUAAUAAUUUUUAAUUAUAUGACA
Messenger RNA from Cajanus cajan (pigeon pea), 562 nucleotides. RefSeq lists its product as uncharacterized. Lineage: Eukaryota; Viridiplantae; Streptophyta; Magnoliopsida; Fabales; Fabaceae. The record is from RefSeq and is a predicted model, not a curated record.